CAUGACAGAGGAAUAUUGCUCAGCGACUUCAGGAACAGGUCGAUGCUCAAAUUAGAAUUGUUUCCGGUUAAAUUGGGGUCAAACAGAGGGGAUUGCACAUUACAAGACAUCACAAUGCUUAUACGAAGGGUGUUACAAUGUGGAGUGACAGCUUUAAAGUCACACAGGAUCAUUCACCACAGUGCUCAAUGGAGGAGUCCUCUCAUACCUAUCGUUGUGGAGCAGACGGGUCGAGGAGAACGGGCGUAUGACAUCUACUCUCGUCUUCUGAGGGAGAGGAUCAUCUGUGUAAUGGGGCCGAUUGAUGACUCUGUGGCCAGUCUGGUUAUUGCUCAACUACUCUUUCUGCAGUCAGAGAGCAACAACAAACCCAUCCACAUGUACAUCAACAGUCCUGGCGGUGUUGUGACGGCAGGCCUAGCCAUCUACGACACCAUGCAGUACAUCCUCAACCCAAUCUCCACGUGGUGUGUGGGCCAGGCGGCCAGCAUGGGCAGUCUUCUCCUGGCUUCGGGCACGGCCGGCAUGAGGCACUCCCUGCCCAACGCCCGCAUCAUGGUGCACCAGCCCUCCGGAGGAGCCAGGGGUCAGGCUACAGACAUCGCCAUUCAGGCUGAGGAGAUCAUGAAGCUAAAGAGACAGAUCAAUCAACUCUACGCUAAACACACUGGCCAGCUGUUGACACAUAUAGAGGGUGUGAUGGAGAGAGAUCGUUACAUGAGCCCCAUUGAGGCACAGGACUUUGGGAUCAUCGACCGAGUGUUGGUGCAUCCUCCCCAGGCGGGCCAGGACGACCCAGAGCUGGUCCAGAAGGAGUCCCCUACCGCCAUCUGCCCCUCGCCAGCCUCCGCCACCGAGCAGAGCCCCCCUGGGACCAACCUCCCCUCCUCAUACAAACCCGAACCCUGACCUCAGACUACCAGGAAGCAGUCCCACACCCAAUCACAAGCCAUCUUCUACCCACCUAUAGGCACUUCUGUAGAUCGGAAUGGAUUGGACAGGUGCAAGCAAUAUGCUGAUGUCCUGUAAAUCCAAAUGUAUCGGAGUGGAUACUAAUAUGGGAGAUGUUACAGCGUAGCCUACCAGAGGGCAAAGUGGAGCUAUUACUAUAUUGCUUAUACCUGUCCAAUCCUUUGAUCUACAGAAGUGCUCUGGGUGGAUAGGGGCCGGUUUGGAACAGAGGACCUGCAUUGUAUACCUCUGUGCUGGAGAAACCUCUGGGAGAGGAGGAAGGAGUGAAGGAAACAAUAUAGCCCCCAUUUGUACAAGCCAUGACACAAUUGUGACGUUGAUUUUCAUGAACUGGAAUAAGACAUUUUUUAUUUGAGUCACACACCCAACCUGGGCCUGUACUAAAAAGCAUCUAAGUAGGAGUGUUGAUCUAGGAUCAGUUCCUCCUGUCCAUGCAAUCUUAUUCAUUAUGACAGACAAGGCAAAACUGAUUCUAGAUCAGCACUCCUACUCUUAAUGCUUUAUGAAUACAGGCUCCGAUGUAAAAACGGAUUAUAAUUGUAUCAACGCGUGAUUCGAGUCUGUAACAAGUAAAGUGUUUUGAUUGUCUCAGUGAUGAGAUCAA
Messenger RNA from Salmo salar (Atlantic salmon), 1576 nucleotides. RefSeq names its product ATP-dependent Clp protease proteolytic subunit, mitochondrial. Lineage: Eukaryota; Metazoa; Chordata; Actinopteri; Salmoniformes; Salmonidae. The record is from RefSeq and is a predicted model, not a curated record. Gene Ontology annotation, molecular function: ATPase binding; ATP-dependent peptidase activity; serine-type endopeptidase activity. Gene Ontology annotation, cellular component: endopeptidase Clp complex. Gene Ontology annotation, biological process: protein quality control for misfolded or incompletely synthesized proteins.